Messenger RNA from Eurytemora carolleeae, 2198 nucleotides. RefSeq lists its product as uncharacterized. NCBI's taxonomy places the organism in Eukaryota, Metazoa, Arthropoda, Copepoda, Calanoida, Temoridae. The record is from RefSeq and is a predicted model, not a curated record. The coding region runs from base 1555 to 2184 and encodes 209 amino acids. The transcript is spliced from 5 exons.
GCCAAGGCGGAAGCAAAGGGUCCUAAAGAAUUGAAACAUUACAUGACCAAGCUGGCCAAGGACAUAAAGAAAGCCUUGUCGCAGAAGAAGUGAACAAUGAAGAUCCAGCCAAUCAGUUUAUCACCAUGUUGUUGAUUUUAUAUGUAACCAAGACACAGCAUUUAAAUACUUAAUUAACAGUGCUUCAGUGCUUAGGGUCCGGAUCCGUUUGAUCAGCAACAUUUUGCAUUUCUGGUUCCUGAUCAGCAACAUUUUGUAUUUCUGGUUCCGGAUCAGCAACAUUUUGCAUUUCUGGUUCCGGAUCAGCAACAUUUUGUAUUUCUGGUUCCUGAUCAGCAACAUUUUGUACUUCUGGUUCCUGAUCAGCAACAUUUUGUAUUUCUGGUUCCAAAUCAGCAUCAUUUUGCAUUUCUGGUUCCUGAUCAGCAACAUUUUGUAUUACUGGUUCCUGAUCAGCAACAUUUUGUAUUUCUGGUUCCUGAUCAGCAACAUUUUGUAUUUCUGGUUCCGGAUCAGCAACAUUUUGUAUUUCUGGUUCCGGAUCAGCAAAACUAUGCGGGCUGGAUCCAUUGGGCAAAAUGUUGACUAUAAGUCAAAUCAUACUAAAAAUGUUUUCGUUCUCAAAACACAAAUCUCAUAUGUUAACUUAACUGUUAACUGUUACAAAAUUCCGUAAAUCUCGAAGAAAUGUUGAUAACCUUAAUCGGAUCCAUUUUUUUUUUCAGGGUGGAUCCAGAAUCCGGAUCCGGUUUCGCAUUAAAAUGAAUUUGAUCCUAAGCACUUCUUUUAUAAAAGGGAGUAAUUUUUAGUGACAAUUUUUUUAUUGAAAGCCAGCAACAAUUUAACAUUUACCCUUCAAAUCGAAUAAAAGUGAAAGAUAAUGCCAUCUUGUAUUUUGUAUAAAAAGCCGCAAGUUAAAGCUGCUCUCGGAUUUCUUGUAAAUUUUCAAAUAGAAAAAUAAAUAUUGCUCCCAUCAUUGACGCUUUGAAGAGGGUUGUUAAAAAUUCAUUUUAAAAAUCCCUUUUAGUCUCCAGUUUUAUUUUACCCGACAACUUUUACAUAUUCAUUAUUUUUAACUGUCAAUUUUAAGUUGUAUUUUGAUUUUUAAGAAAAAAUUAAAUUAUUAAAUAAUAUUUUUGUGAAAACUAGUUUACGCCUGUAAUCUGUACAAAAAAAUAUUCUGAGAUUGUAAUUUAAUUGAUAAAUUAAAAUUCUUUUAGCGCAUUUUUACGCAGCCUCGAAGGCUUAUAAGAAUAAAUAGUAAUGUAAGAAUUAAAUCAAAUAUUUUUUUCAAAUUUCGGAAAUGAACAAAUUUUUUAUGAGAAUUUUAUGUAUAAUUCGCAUUUAAUUUUUAUAAAACUUUUGAAUGGAAAAUGAAUUCUCAAAAAUUGACUUUGGUAAAUUCGGUAAAUUGUAACAAUAUAUAAAUAUACAGGGUUAGACGUGGAUGCUUUAUAAACCUAUCAAAUAUAAAAUAAUCUCAAAAAUCGUAGUUUUUCGUAAAUAAACUUCUAGAUAAUAUCUUCCCUAAACAUUUUUUAAUUUUCAGAUAAAAUGGGACAAACACAGAGUCGGGUGGAUAGAGUCGAUACAGACUCGGAAAGAGAUCUUGUCGCCGAUGGCUCGACGAACGGCCGAAUCUCCUUUUUCGGCAGCUGUUGGAAUCGUCUGUUUGGCCGAUGUUCAAGAAAACGGAAGAGAAGUGAGAAUGAAGAUUCGGUUUCGAGAAAUUAUAAAAUCAUAAGAUUAGAUGCUAGCACGGAGAUUGAAGAUCACCUCAUGACGUCAUCGUCAACACAGACCGAACCGUCGCCGCUAGACGACCAGGAGGUACGCCGACUGACUGACCCUUCGCUGUCAGACAGUCGGCAGACAGUCACUUCACAGAUAGAAAAUUACUCACAGACAGAUAGUCUAACAGCGGAGAUGGAUGACAUCUGUCAACAGCUGGAUAUUGGGUCAGCACAGAUAAAAGGAGAAGAUGGAAAAAUUGGGAAGAAAGGAGGAAAGAAGGGGAAGAAAGAGAGAAGAAAGAAGAAAUGGGAAGAAGAAGAAGAAGAAGAUGAGAUGAUUGUUGAGAAGAUUAAAGAAAGAGAAGAAAAAAUAGAAUUGGAUUGGAUGGAUUUUCCUUUCUUAACAGAUGCUAGGAGCAUUCAGCAUUGUCAGGUUUCCCAUAUAAUGUAGUUUCUACGUGGUUU